AUGGGCUCAGACAUCAACGCUCAGAUCGAGACCAACAGGAACACGGCUCUCACUCUGGCCUGCUUCCAGGGACGGGCGGAGGUGGUCAGUCUGCUGCUGGACCGCAAGGCCAACGUAGAGCACAGAGCCAAGGUGAGGAGACCGGACUGUUAGCCGUCCAUAUUAUAGUAGUAUAUCAAGGGAGUCCAGAGCCAAUGUACAUAUAGGAUCUGGUGAAUCCUAACUUCAGAAUUGUCACUCCGUCUCCCAUUGACAUCAGUGCAUGACUAAGUGAUUUGAGUGAGGGAUUGGCCCCAUAUUGUACAUGUGAUGUUGACCUCCCUCUCCCCUGGUAGACUGGUCUGACCCCUCUGAUGGAGGCGGCGUCGGGGGGCUAUGCUGAGGUCGGCCGGGUGCUGCUGGAUAAAGGGGCUGAUGUCAACGCCCCUCCUGUCCCCUCGUCCCGAGACACAGCCCUCACCAUCGCUGCAGACAAGGGUCACUACAAGUUCUGUGAGCUGCUCAUCAACAGGUGGGUGUUAAACCAACCAAUCAAUCACUCUUUGUCUGAGUGGGUAUUCAUUUUGAAGCCAGGAAUUUCCCUAAAAUGGAAUGUUUUCUUUCAGUCUUUCAUUUUUUAAAAUCCUGUGUUUAUUUAUCUUCUCUUAACUCCUCCCUAUUUUCUUCCGUUCUCCAGAGGGGCUCACAUUGACGUGCGCAAUAAGAAAGGGAACACCCCUUUGUGGCUGGCGGCCAACGGCGGCCAUUUUGACGUGGUUCAGCUGCUGGUGCAGGCCGGGGCCGACGUAGACGCUGCAGACAACCGCAAGAUCACACCGCUCAUGGCUGCCUUCCGCAAGGUAGGUAAUGUCGCAGGAUGACCCUUCCCCUGUGAAACACCUGGCCCCCUCACUAUCUAGUUCCUCUACACGGCCCUGCAGUCUUCCCCCUGUCUUUACCUGAAACAAUGUUGGCCUAUUUUACAGUUAUCUCUCUCUUUCUCUCUCUCUCGCGUGUCUGUUUCUCAGGGUCAUGUAAAGGUGGUUCAGUACCUGGUAAAAGAGGUCAACCAGUUCCCCUCAGACAUUGAGUGUAUGAGAUACAUCGCCACCAUCGCUGACAAGGUAACACACCUCCCCAGGUUGGAUGAUCACUCUGUGGAUGUUGGCUGGAUAUCAUUGACUGUCAAAUGCGGCUUAGCUUGUAUAAGUAUGGCGGUGGGUUCGAAAGAUUUGAGUUUCCACUAACUCUCCAUCCCUCCCUCACUCUCAGGAGUUGUUGAAGAAGUGCCACCAGUGCAUGGAGACCAUCGUCAAAGCCAAAGACCAGCAGGCUGCUGAGGCCAACAAGAACGCCAGCAUUCUCCUCAAGGAGCUCGACCUGGAGAAGUCCAGAGAGGAGAGCAAGAAGCAGGCCCUGGCAGCCAAGAGAGAGAAACGCAAGGAGAAACGCAAGAAGAAGAAGGAGGAACAGAAGAAAAAGCAGGAGGAGGAGGAGGAGGAGGAGGAGGAGCAGAAGACGACCAAGGAGGAGGAGGAGGAGGAGGAAGACGGUGAGAUGCAGAAGCAGAAUGACUCCGCUGAGGGUAAAUUAUAUCUUGGUUUCAAUAUCUAAUAAUUUGUUCCCAAAAUGUUGAUGUUAGCAUUUGUUUGCAGUGGCUAGUUUAACAAAAGCAAAGUGUAGAUUGCAGUCACUCCUUGUCCAUAGACAGUUUUCAAGGUAAGGAAACAAAUGUCUAAUAUGUAAUAUUGUAGAACUAUCCCUUCAACUCUCCACCCAUCCCUCCCCCUCUCCAGAAGUGGACCCCCCCAUCGACCCUCCCAGUGCGACCACCACUACCACCAUCGGUAUCCCCGCCACCUCGGCCUCCUUCAGCUGUGUGUUCGGCAAGAAGAGGGCCAGUGUUGCCACAACGACCAGUGUCAACCGCAAAAGCAAGAAGAACAAGACCAAGGACUCGUCCCCCAGCGAACCAAUUAUAUGUCAGGACCCACAGGUAUUAACCAAUCAUACUGCAGGACCCACAGGCGGUUGGUGUAUUUAAAAUAGAUUCACUUUUUUAUUUUCUUUCUUAUUUUUUGAUGACAUGACUGCUAAAUAGAAUGUAGACUAGCUAAAUUCAAGGACAAGAGUGAAGCUAUGAUGUGUUUUUCUGGGUGGCUGCAAAUAUGUACACAUUUCUACUCCUCUUUUUCCCACUCAAAGUUAUACCAUCAAACCAUCUAUGCAAGUCAAUCAAGGUGUCUAAUCAGUGAUGAUUCCAUCUGUCCAGCAGGUGAUGCUGGCACAGCACAAGGCCAACGAGAUCCAUGGGGAGCCACGGGGUGGGGCCGGGGGCGGGGGGGUGACAGGGGCGGGGGGCACCAGUGACUCAGACCCCCUGGACAGCACUGACUGUGCCAGUGAGAGUAGCAGCAGCGGGGGCAAGAGCCAGGAGCUCAACUUCCUCCCGGACCUCCCCUCCUCUUCCUACUCCUCCUCUUCCUCGUCCUCCUCUUCGUCCUCUGGCCCCUCGCACAGCCUUCUGCCAGGCCCGGAAAAGAGACACUGUCCUCAGCUACACCCAGGCAACCAAGUCACCGUCUCCAUCUCCAAACCUACACAGAAGUGAGUGACCUGUAGCACUUUAAAGGAGAGACAUUUUGAGUUAGACUAAGAACUGUAGUUUUCCUAAAGGAACUGGUCAAGCACAAUCAAAUCACACAGAACAGUGCAUUUCUAAUACAAAUGCAUAGUUAAAAACAGCAACCUUAUUAAAUGUCAAUUUGACCUUUAUCCCUUUCCCUUCCUCCCCUCUCGUUCUCUCCCCCCCUCUUUCUCUCUGUUCCUCUCUCUCUGCCCAACCUCUCAGAGCUCCAGACAUGAGUGAGUUGACCCUGAGCAGCUCUCUACCGUCUCAGUUUAAGACCAUGUCUCUGCCCGUCACCUCCCCCAACAGCAAGAGCCUGACCAGCCCCAAGAGGGGACAGAAGAGAGAGGAGGGCUGGAAGGAGGUGGUCAGACGGUGGGUACACACACACCAUCCAUAAAAUCCAUCUAGAAAUGCUUCAAGUAAAUCUAUAGGUCAUUUUAGGCCAGUGGUUCCCAAACUUUUUUGGUUACUGUACCACCAACUUAAUUUUGCUCUGCCCGGAGUACCCCUGAAGUACCCACUCAUGCAUUUUACCAGUAGACCUCUGGUCUCAUGAGUCUUCUAAAGUACCCCCUGUGGAUAGACCAAGUACCCCCAGGGGUCCUAGUACCCCGGGUUGGGAACCACUGUUUUAGGCAAUAAGGAAAAGUGAGUUGUCAGCCCCGUGGCUCCCCAUGGAACUUGUCCUUCGGCCUGGUUCUAAACUCCAUAUGAACCUCUUUUUCCGGGCUGCAGGUCUAAGAAGCUGUCGGUGCCGGCCUCGGUGGUGUCGAGGAUCAUGGGUAGAGGAGGCUGCAACAUCACAGCUAUACAGGACGUGACGGGAGCACACAUCGACGUGGACAAACAGAAAGACAAGAACGGAGAGAGAAUGAUCACCAUCAGGUAGGGAGAGAGAGAGAACUGAAUAGGAGGAAAAUAUGAAUAGGUAUGUGUUGAUUUAUCUGGGGGAUUCUAAGCAUUUAAAAGGAAUGAAGUGUAAUGUCUUAUUAAUCCUCCUGCUGGAUCUCCACAAUAUCAGUGAAGAGUUGAGAUACUGUGAUUGGUUGGAACCAUGUCCAUGGAAUGUGUACAUUGUAGUGCAUCCCCUGACCCCUGUGUUGUGAUGGUCCAUUCCAGAGGUGGCACAGAGUCGACACGCCACGCGGUCCAGCUGAUCAACUCUCUGAUCCAGGACCCAGCCAAGGAACUAGAGGACCUAAUCCCCAGGAACCACAUCAGGGCCCCGGGCUCCAAGACCACCUCAGCCCCCUUCCCCACCCCCACUGGGGCUAACCUUAACCUCACCGUCGGGGCCAAGGCCCUGGGCUCCCUGGUCACGUCCUCUGGGGUCUCCUUCCAGUCCUCCUCUCAGACAGGGGGUAAGAUGGGUAAGGGUCUGUCGUCUGGGGUGAGGCAGCCCUUCCCCGUGUCUCUCCCCCUGGCCUACGCCCAUCCCCAGCUGGCCCUUCUGGCAGCCCAGACCAUGCACCAGAUCAGACACCCCAUGCUGCCCAUGGCCCAGUUUGGUGGGACCUUCUCCCCUGCCGCCAGCACCUGGGGCCCGUUCCCGGUGCGGCCGCUGAGUCCCGGUAGCGCCAACAGCUCCCCCAAACACAACGGUGGUAGUAGUAACAACCAGGCCAGAUCCAACUUAUCUAGUCAUAAUGAUCACAACACAUCAUCCACAGGGUCCUCUGUCUCCAGUCCUAGUGCCUCAAACAGUCACGCUGCUACGACUACAGGGUCACCCCACACCCCUAACCCCACUCCUGGGGCCCAGCCCAGCACCCCCACCCCCUCCUCAGUCAGGAAACAGCUGUUCUCCUCUGACCACAAGCACACAGGGGUCAACUCUGUCUCCAUGGUUACUGCCAACACUGUCAGUAGUAGUAGUAGUCACUCAGUGAGAGGUACAGGGUCUCCCGCCCACCAACACACGGGCUUAACGGCCACAAACGCCCCUAACCCUCCUCCUCAACCCCAGGUCGCCCCCAUCUCUCAGCCCCCCAAGUCACCCCCCAGCGCCCCCACUGCUCCCCCAGGCAAGGUGAAGCUGACCCCCUCCCUCUCUCAGGAGGCCCAGCCCGUCUCAGUCAACAAUGGGGUUAGUUCAGGUGGUUUCACCGCCUCUGCCAUGGCUGCCCCCUCCAAACCUGAGCCCCGCCAGCAGCACCAACCACCUCCUCCCCUAACCACCACCUCAGACCCCACUCCACCUCUCCUCCCUCCUCAGUCAAGCUCCCACCUCCCCCCAACCUCCACCACCCCCUCACACACACACCCCAACAGCACCGUACCCCACUUCUCGGCUCCCGCUCCCCGCGUCUCUCACCGCAUGCAGCCCCCGACAGGGCCCUACUACCAACACCCCGACCAGCAACAACAACCGUUCCUACCCCAUAACACACAGCAACAACAACCGUUCCUACCCCAUAACACACAGCAACAACAACAUGAGCACCCCAAACCGAAGCAGUCCCAGCCCCCCAUGCCCCCUCAGCUCCAGUCUCCUCACCACCCCCAGUCCUCCAUGGGUCUGAUGAACGGCUCUCAGAUGCAGCAGCAGCAGGUCCAUGGUGGGGCCAAGCCCCAGCAGAUGCCCCCUAACUUCGGCCCUGCAGCCCUCUUCAACCAUUUCAGCAGCAUGUUCGACAACAACAACCAGGUGGGUGCCACCACACAUUCAUUUCUACUAUUUCUAGUUUUAUUCUCAACAGAAAAACAUUUUGUUACAAUAGUGCAGGGCUCUCCAACCCUGUUCCUGGAGAGCUACCGUACAGUAGGUUUAUACUCCAACCCUGUUCCUGGAGAGCUACCGUACAGUAGGUUUAUACUCCAACCCUGUUCCUGGAGAGCUACCGUCCUGUAGGUUUAUACUCCAACCCUGUUCCUGGAGAGCUACCGUACAGUAGGUUUAUACUCCAACCCUGUUCCUGGAGAGCUACCGUACAGUAGGUUUAUACUCCAACCCUGUUCCUGGAGAGCUACCGUACAGUAGGUUUAUACUCCAACCCUGUUCCUGGAGAGCUACCGUCCUGUAGGUUUAUACUCCAACCCUGUUCCUGGAGAGCUACCGUACAGGAGGUUUAUACUCCAACCCUGUUCCUGGAGAGCUACCGUACAGUAGGUUUAUACUCCAACCCUGUUCCUGGAGAGCUACCGUACAGUAGGUUUAUACUCCAACCCUGUUCCUGGAGAGCUACCGUACAGUAGGUUUAUACUCCAACCCUGUUCCUGGAGAGCUACCGUACAGUAGGUUUAUACUCCAACCCUGUUCCUGGAGAGCUACCGUACAGUAGGUUUAUACUCCAACCCUGUUCCUGGAGAGCUACCGUACAGUAGGUUUUAACUCCAACCCUAAUCUAGCACACUUGAUUCUAAUAAUUAGCUGUUUGGUAAACUGAAUCAGGUUAGUUACAGCUGGGGUUAGAUCGAAAACCUACAGGAGGGUAGCUGUCCAGGAAGGGGUUGGAGUUAAAACCUACAGGAGGGUAGCUGUCCAGGAAGGGGGUUGGAGUUAAAAACCUACAGGAGGGUCGCUGUCCAGGAAGGGGUUGGAGUUAAAACCUACAGGAGGGUAGCUGUCCAGGAAGGGGGUUGGAGUUAAAAACCUACAGGAGGGUCGCUGUCCAGGAAGGGGGUUGGAGUUAAAACCUACAGGAGGGUAGCUGUCCAGGAACAGGGUUGGAGUUAAAACCUACAGGAGGGUCGCUGUCCAGGAAGGGGGUUGGAGUGAAAACCUACAGGAGGGUAGCUGUCCAGGAACAGGGUUGGGGUUAUAACCUACAGGAGGGUCGCUGUCCAGGAAGGGGGUUGGAGUGAAAACCUACAGGAGGGUAGCUGUCCAGGAAGGGGUUGGAGUUAAAACCUACAGGAGGGUCGCUGUCCAGGAAGGGGGUUGGAGUUAACCUACAGGAGGGUCGCUGUCCAGGAACAGGGUUGGAGAGCGCUGCCAUAGAGUAACAACAUGUUUGAAGGUUGUGACCUAAACUUCAGUGCCUACUCAUUUCGGGUCACACCUGAUAUUUUUUUUCUCUCUAUUAGGUUGGUAACAACCAGGUGUGGGGUGCGUGCCACCUCCCUGCCCGCUCCCCCCCUGAGCAGCAGUAUUCUGCCCCCCCCUCCUACAUGGGCAUGGGCCAGAUGGAUGGCAUGAUGGCCCCUCCUCCAGACAGCUCCAAGGCCCCUGGAUACCGCUCUGCCUCACAGAGGAUGGUCAACAGUCCUAUUGGUAAAAGAAAGGGCCAUGUAGAUUAGAAAAUAUAUAUAUUUGACUUUGUUUGACCUUACAGUAUAUGCCCCAACUCUCUCUCCCUGUCUUACAGCUCUGAGUCUGACCAGCUAUGCUACCAGUAUGUCUGGUAGUCCAGUGUACCUGCAGUCUAUAGGCCUCUAACUCUCUCUCCUCUCUCUGUAUGUAGCUCUGACCAGCUAUGCUACCAGUAUGUCUGGUAGUCCAGUCUAUCUACACGGCCCAGCAGCUGUGGGCACCCCCUCAUUCAGCAGACAGCACUUCUCCCCUCACCCCUGGAGCGCUGCCACAUCAGGUACUGACACAGAUGUGUGAAAAUAAAUCUAAAAUGCCCAUGAAGCUUAUUUUCCAGGAAUUCAGCACACAGAAAAUAAUUGAUUUAACUAAUACAAUUUAAGAGUUUUGCCUAACUGUCUUUUAGACUCAAAACCCCUAACCUUUAACCCCUCCUCUCCCCAGGCGAGUCCCAGGCAGUGCCCCCUCCCUCCAAGGUGUUGUCGUCUGGCCCCCCGGGCCCCCCUCCCCACCAGGCCAAGCAGGGCCAGGGCAGCAUUCAGCAGGACAGGAAGGUGCCUCCUCCCAUCGGGACAGAGAGGCUGGCUAGGAUCAGACAGACCACCGUCAACCCUCCUCUCCUCCAGACCUCCUACACCGCUCCUGUAGGACAGGGAGGCAUAUGGUCCUUCGGAGUCGGCAGCGCCUCGGGUGAGUAGUCACACAUACCAGAUGGACACACAAACAUACCAGACGGCCACACACCAGAUCAAUGUGUUCACACACAACCUCUAACCCACGCUGGUCUCUCCAUCCCCAAUGUCUACAGCCCUGAUAUACGGCUGAUGGGCAUACACACACCCCACCGCCCCCCACACACACACACACACACACACACACACACAGUGUCUCUCUGUGUCUCUCUUACCUCCUGUCUCCCUCUCCUCUAGAAGCCAUGUCAGGUUGGUCCCAGCCCCUGAUGGGCAGUCACAUGAUGCACCCUGGGCUGCAGGCGGACCACAACUUCUCCCAGUACCAGCCCAUGGAGCAGGAUGACACCGGCAUCUCUAACCCCGCUAACAACUACCACCAGCAACACAUCAACCACCCCAACAACUACAUGGACUUCCCCAAGGUAACACACACACCUUUGCAAAUGGCCGUUCCUCUUGUCCGUGUCUCCAGGGUAGGGCCAUGUCAAUAUACUGUAGUUAGUGGACCUUGUUGUCUCCAGGGUAGGGCCAUGUCAAUAUACUGUAGUUAGUGGACCUUGUUGUUUCCAGGGUAUGGGCCGACCAUGUCAAUAUACUGUAGUUAGUGGACCUUGUUGUCUCCAGGGUAGGGCCAUGUCAAUAUACUGUAGUUAGUGGACCUUGUUGUCUCCAGGGUAGGGCCAUGUCAUAUACUGAGUUUAGUGGACCUUGUUGUCUCCAGGGUAGGCCAUGUCAAUAUACUGUAUAGUGACCUUGUUGUCUCCAGGGUAGGGCCAUGUCAAUAACUGUAGUUAGUGGACCUUGUUGCUCCAGGGAGGGCCAUGUCAAUAUACUGUAGUUAGUGGACCUUGUUGUUUCCAGGGUAGGGCCAUGUCAAUAUACUGUAGUUAGUGGACCUUGUUGUUUCCAGGGUAGGGCCAUGUCAAUAUACUGUAGUUAGUGGACCUUGUUGUUCCAGGGUAGGGCCAUGUCAAUAUACUGUAGUUAGUGGACCUUGUUGUCUCCAGGGUAGGGCCAUGUCAAUAGACCUUGUUGUUGUGAUGUGUAUAAUGACCUUGUUGUCUCCAGGGUAUGGCCAUGUCGAUGUAUGGAGGGACCAUACUGCCCCCCCACCCCCCUAUGGGAGAGAGUCCGGGGGGGGGCAUAUUCAACGGGCUGCACGCUGCUGACCCUGCAUGGAGCCCCAUCAUCAAGGUGGUUCCCAACAGCUCAGACAACACCGACCCACAGCAGGUGAGACUUUAUCCACACACACACACACACACACACACAGUUCUUUUUGCUAAUGGAAUCUCCUCCUCCUCUCUCUCACCUGUUCCUCUUCUCCUCCUCCUCCUCCUCCUCAUUCAGGUGUGGCCUGGUACCUGGGCUCCUCACGUUCACCUGAACCACGUCAACUAG
This is a messenger RNA of Coregonus sp. 'balchen', 8953 nucleotides long. The record is from the annotation of a GenBank genome assembly. NCBI's taxonomy places the organism in Eukaryota, Metazoa, Chordata, Actinopteri, Salmoniformes, Salmonidae.